Messenger RNA from Fusarium sp. VM40, 1851 nucleotides. The record is from the annotation of a GenBank genome assembly. Lineage: Eukaryota; Fungi; Ascomycota; Sordariomycetes; Hypocreales; Nectriaceae.
AUGGAUUUUUCUGAUUUCGAAAUCAUUGACCCAAUUGCCGAGUUCGGUCCUGAGAGCAGCGACGAGGAGGAUGCGCAGCCGCCGUAUCCUCAUCUACAGGGCGGACAUCCCCCGUGGCAGGGCCACGAGGGUAAGCUAGUUGGUGUUGUUGACAUGGGGAGCAACGGCAUUCGUCUUUCCAUCUCCGAUCUCUCAAACCCAUUGGCUCGCAUGCUCCCGACCGUUUACCAGUACCGCGCCUCAAUCUCGCUCUACGACUCUCAAUUUGACCCCGAGACGGGAGACAAGGUCCCAAUUCCCGACGAUGUCGUCGAGUCUGUCGUCUCUGUCUUGAGUAGAUUCGUUGUUAUUUGCGAAGACUUUCGUUGCAAGAAGGAAAACAUCCAUGUCAUCGCGACAGAGGCAACGCGCGCCGCAGUCAAUUCCAAGGAAUUCUUGGCCGUCGUCAAAGAAAAGACCGGCCUGACGGUCGAGCUUCUCCCCAAAGAGGAAGAAGGCCAGAUUGGUGCCCUUGGUAUCGCCAGUGGUUUCUCCGCCAUGGAAGGCCUGGUCAUGGACUUGGGAGGCGGCAGUACCCAGAUUACCUGGAUGCUCAGCUCUAACGGCCAGGUUCGUAUCAGCCCAAAGGGAAGCUUCAGUUUUCCAUACGGCGCUGCUGCCUUGACCAAGAAGCUCCACGAUCUGCGUCAGGGCAAGAAGAAGGAUGAGGCCGACGCAGCUGUCAAGGCUUUUGAGCAGGAGAUGAUUGGCAACUUCAAAGAUGCGUACAACAACCUGCAGAUUCCCGAGGAGAUGGUCGAGAAGGCCAAGAAGGAGGGCGGAUACCGCAUCUACCUCUCUGGAGGUGGCUUCAGAGGCUGGGGAUAUCUGCUUCUGUACCUUAACCAGACGGACGGCAGCUAUUAUCCUAUCUCCAUCAUCAAUGGCUACACGGCGAAGCGCAAGCAGUUCGAGGACACAGAGGCACUUAAGCAUGUCGCGCAUGCUGCCAAGGACAUCUUCCGCGUCUCCGACCGCAGAAGAUCCCAAGUUCCUGCCGUUGCGUUCCUUGUCAACGUUCUCUCCGAGUCCAUUCCUGGGGGUAUUAGAGAGGCACACUUCUGCCAAGGUGGUGUGAGAGAGGGCUUCCUGUUCCGCCAGCUAUCACCAUCUAUUCGCGCUCAAUCUCCCUUGGAGGUGGCCACUGGCUACUUCGCACCGGGCUCGCGACAUCUUAUCCAACAAUUGCUCAAGAGCUCGAUCCCGAAAGCUUCAAAGAAGAAGGAGUUUCCUGAAGAGUUUGGUGAGCCUGUGGUGGAUUCUUUCGCAAACUCCAUGUACCUGCACAUGUUCAUGUCCAAGGAGACUGCCUCGACAACCGCGCUGUACUCAACCAGUGUCGGAAACAUGUCGGCUAUUCAUGGUGUCUCGCACCAGGACAGAGGAAGACUGGCUCUGAUGCUCGAGUCUCGAUACGGCGGUGAACUUCCACCCCGCGAGCUAGAGUUCCGCGAGUCCCUCCGCGGGAUGCUCACCCCCGAAGAAGUCUGGUGGGCUUCGUACCUCGGCCGAGUUGGACAGCUGAUCACGGCGCUCUACCCAUCCGGCAGUAUUCAUAAGUCGAAGCCGCGCGUGGUCUUCACCGCCCAGUGGUCAUACGCUCUAGGCAAGAAGAAGAACAAGGAGGGUCUGCUUCUCACCAUCUCGGUGCAGAAGACCAAGAACGAUCCAGCCAGGACCAAAGAGACGGUCGAAGAGGCUGCCAGUGAUGUGGAGAAGAUUGGAAAGAAGAAGAAUUGGAUCGGAGAUGAUGAGCCGUGGGGAAUGAAGGUCAAGGUUAGGGUUGUUGAGGAGGGAAUUCUUUCUGAGUAA